AUGCUGCUCCGGGAGCUGCUGGGGCUGCUCCGCUGCUGCUGGCCCUCCCUGCUGCUGCACUGUGCUCUCCACCCGCUCUGGGGCUCCGCACAGAUCACUCAGGGUGAGCCCCAGAAGUCAUGCUCCAAGCCCGUAGCAGAGAAAGUCACAGAGAGCUGCCAGCAGAUUUGCCAGUGCAGGUUACCGCCACUGUUACCACCACCACCUCCACCUCCACCGCCCCCGAGGUUGCUAGUGGUGCCAACUCCCAAGACUACCUUUUGUCCCACUGAAGAGACCUGGUGGCCAGGCCUGGUUAUUAUCAUUGCAGUAUGCUGUGCCACACUAGUGUUCCUCUUUGUAGUUGUCAUCAUUUGCUACAAAGCCAUAAAAAGGAAACCAAUGAGAAAAGAAGAGAACGGAACCAGUCAGGCUGAAUAUGCAAUGACCUCAUCUCAAAACAACAAAACAGUUGAUAACAAUGCUGUUGUAUAAUCCCCAAAACCCCACCGAGGCACAGGAGGUGGUAAACUUUCAAAGCACACACUCGGAGUAUGCAAGGUGGGUGAAAUAAGGCAACGAAUGGAGUUCUGUGGCCAAGGUCUUCACUUCAGAAAUAGUGCACGCAUCAGUGAUUCAGAAGCAGGCUGCUCUACAGGCGUGUUGCUUCUCCAAAGGGAGGAUAAACUUGCCCAUCCAGGCUGCCUGGAGAAAAGACCUCACAAAGGCAUAAGCAUUGCAUGCUGCAUCUCGUGAAAGCUACGUCACAAUGCUUCAUGCUUCUUCUUCUCUUCCCCCCACUUUUCAGUGUGAAUUGAGUGUCCAAAAAA
Messenger RNA from Melopsittacus undulatus (budgerigar), 809 nucleotides. RefSeq names its product proline rich membrane anchor 1 (gene PRIMA1). Bases 1 to 474 code for a protein of 157 amino acids. The transcript is spliced from 4 exons. The record is from RefSeq and is a predicted model, not a curated record. NCBI's taxonomy places the organism in Eukaryota, Metazoa, Chordata, Aves, Psittaciformes, Psittaculidae.